This is a messenger RNA of Pelodiscus sinensis (Chinese soft-shelled turtle), 968 nucleotides long. RefSeq names its product TNF superfamily member 18 (gene TNFSF18). Gene Ontology annotation, cellular component: cell surface; membrane. The record is from RefSeq and is a predicted model, not a curated record. Gene Ontology annotation, biological process: immune response; tumor necrosis factor-mediated signaling pathway; T cell proliferation involved in immune response. Gene Ontology annotation, molecular function: tumor necrosis factor receptor binding. Lineage: Eukaryota; Metazoa; Chordata; Testudines; Trionychidae.
CUUUUCAGAAAUGUUUGCAGUUGGUUGGCAGAGUUUCAUUUCAGAGCUGCCUUCACAUGUUGGGCCUGGAGCCAAAUGAGAGUCCCACUCUCUCUGCAUCAGUUUCAUGAGGAAACGCUGGCUGAUUGCUUUCCGCAGCGAGGCAGUGAUGAAAUGCACAGCCAAACUCCUCCCUCUUCCACCUGCACCGCACCAUAUAAAUUCCGUUCAGGGCUGCUCUGGCUGGGGGUCAGUGCCUGUGGCAGUAUUUUUUCCCUAAUGUGACUGCUGCUGCUGUUCGGUUUCCAGCUGUCUCAUCUCCAGCAGGUGGAGAGCUAAGCGACAUGGAAGCAUCACAUUUCCUGGAGAACGGGAAUAUUCCCCAAGAAGCAAACCGGUCAGGGUGCAAUUGGAUGAAAGUUUGCACCUUGGCAGCUCUGGUUCUUUCAACACUGGUUGUGGUUCCACUUUUGAUUGUCUGCUUCCUGUGCCUUCACAGACAGUCUCCUGAGAUCUGCUGGGCUCAUGCAACUUUGCCUUCCGAAAAGGACCGUAUCGUCACGUGGAAGUGGAACUUGACAAGCUGCAGCAGCUUUGUGAAGAAUGACGCUAACCAAACGCUGGAGAUCCUGCAAAGCGGCAUGUACUUCAUCUACGCCCAGGUGACCCGCACGAAGAAAGCGCAAGGUUAUUUCACUAUCACGCUGUACCAAGAGAAGAUUCUCUACAACCAGAUAACUGGGACCAAUUCUGAGGAGGGCACGGCCUCCAUACAUUUUGGGAGGCCCUAUUUUCUGAGGAAGGGGGAGAAGCUAAACUUCAGCAUCAAUGAAGGGCUUCAUUACAUACAGACAGACAACCAGACUUACUGGGGGCUAGUGAGUCAGCUCCUCUCCCCCUCGAAGCCCAGAGUGGGCAUGUUUAUAAUUUCUCUCCAUCAAAUUCAAAACAACGACCCUUUGGACUUCCUCGUCUUCCCGUUGGAGUGA